This is a messenger RNA of Nilaparvata lugens (brown planthopper), 1465 nucleotides long. Its product is annotated as craniofacial development protein 2-like. Bases 258 to 1349 code for a protein of 363 amino acids. Lineage: Eukaryota; Metazoa; Arthropoda; Insecta; Hemiptera; Delphacidae. Gene Ontology annotation, cellular component: nucleus. Gene Ontology annotation, biological process: chromatin remodeling. The record is from RefSeq and is a predicted model, not a curated record. The transcript has 2 exons. Gene Ontology annotation, molecular function: catalytic activity.
CCGGCGGUAGUGUAACUACCAGCAGGGCCACCCAAGCCGGACAGGUCGAAGGGUAGGAGGCAGACAAAGAAGUACUCCAAAGAAGGCGUCGUUGGGCUAAUCCCCCACACGCUGGAUAACCUCGGAUUCAGAGAAAUCAAAUCAGCCUCGGAACAGGACCGGACUCAAGGACAAAUAAAAGGAACAAGACUAAAAUCAGAUUCGGAACAUGGAACGUGACUACUUUGAAUGGAAAGGAGGUGGAAUUGGUGGAGGAGAUGAGAAAAUACAGGGUGCAACUGAUGGGACUGAGUGAGACGAAAAGGAAGGGCCAAGGGCAAGUGCAAUUGGACGGAGGUUAUUGUUUGAGAUAUUCAGGAGUGGAUAAGACAAGACGAGCAGGAGAGGGAGUUGGAGUGGUGGUGUCAGGUGAGCUGGAAGGAAAAGUGACUGGAUGGAAGGCGGUAAGCUCAAGGAUUAUGUAUGUGGACUUGGAGAUGGAAGAGACUGUUACAGUAAUUCAAGUCUAUGCCCCAACAGAAGAUUACGACAUUGCAGAUAAAGAAGCAUUCUAUGAAGAAUUACAGAAGGAAAUGGAUAAGGCACGAGACAGAAGUAGGCAUGUUAUCAUAAUGGGAGACUGGAAUGGAAGAAUAGGGAGUGAAGUGAACAGAGGACAAGGCUGUAUGGGAAGGUUUGCUGGGGAUAGAAUCUUGAAUGAUAAUGGAGAAAGGAUCAUAGACUUUUGCCUGGAAAACAACCUUAUGAUUGGAAACACUUUUUACAACCACAAAAAGAUACACCAAAUUACAUAUUCAGCUUUGGGUAGACAGGCAGAGAGUGUAAUUGACUACAUGGUGUACACAAGAAACACAAACUAUGCUGUAUGCGAUGUGAAGGUCAUAAGGGGGGCAGAGCUGGCAACUGACCAUAAAUUGCUUGUGCUGGACACAAACUUCAGUAUCCCUAAGGCAAGGAAAACCAAGGCAUAUGUAAAGGUCAAAGUUGAGGAACUGAGGAAGCCUGGAGUUAGGGAUGAGUUUUCCAGAAAAAUGGAAGAGGAAUUGACAUGGCAAAAUGAGGAAUUGGAAAGAAAAGGGAUAGAAGAUAUAUGGAAUGCACUUAAAACUACAAUAAAAAGAGUUGCAGAGCAGGCAUGUGGCAGUAGACAAAUUAAAGGGCAGGGUAAGAAACGUACAAAAUGGUGGAAUGAUGAGGUGAAGAUCAUGGUUAGAUACAAAAAGGAAGCAUGGAAAAGAUAUCUCCAAACAAGAACAGAGGAAGACAGAAGAGCAUAUGUGGAAAAACGGAACCAAGUGAAAGAGACUGUGAGACGGGCUAAAGCUGAAACUUGGCCCCAGAAUAUAUAAAAUAUGGAGGAUCUGGAGUCAAGCGGUAUCUAUGGCAACUAUUCAGAAAAGUUUGGAACAGCAAUGAGGUCCCCAAAGAUUGGGAGAAGAACAUAAUAAUCCCAAUUUAUAAAAAA